AUGAACGGUAUCGACGAUCUGAAGCUUUGGUUGGAAGAUAUCGGAUCGAAAAUUCCCGAUGACCAACUUUCUACUGGUAACGUGAACGUACUCAAUCAACAACACAACGACAUAAAGAAGAUGCAAGCUGAAUUGGCAGCUCGCCAGCAGAGCUUCGAUACCACAUACAAGCGUGGCCGCGCGCUGUUCGAUCAUGCACCACGUUCGGAAGCCAAGCAAAUUCAUGAAAUAAACGAAGGACUCAAAAAGCUUUGGAACUCGGUGGCUGAAAAAGUGAAUCAGAAACGUAUUGCUGUCGAGCAGGCUCUUCUCGAGAGCAGCGCAUUCGAUGAUGCUGUACUGGAACUCGAGUCGUGGAUUGAUGCUGAGCUGACGAAAAAUGCCACAGCUGAUGGACGAGUGCUUGGUGACAUUGACACAGUCAAAGUGCUCGCCGAAGAACAUCGAAAGAGGGAAUCAGAGCGAUUGUCAAAGCAACGAGCUCUUGAUACUAUUAUCACUAAGGCAGGGUUUCUUUCCACGAAGAACGUGGAUGAAAGCGGCAAUAUCACAACUGCUUGCGAUCGCGUGAAGAACAAAUGGUCCCAGUUGGAAGACGAGUCUCGAGCUCGUGCCGCUAACAUCGACAACGCCCUUGCUCGUGCAAGCGAUUUUGACAGAAAAGUUCACGAGAUCCUCGACUGGCUGGUGGAAAUCGAAGGAAAACUUGCGACUUCAAACGUUGAUCUGAGACAGGCACUGGCAAAAGUUGAAGACAUCAAGACGGAGCUGAGUAACGCUCGCGACAAUCGUGACGCGUGCCUCGACGCCGGAAAAGCCUUGCAGGCAAAAUGCCACCCGCGAGCUGAUCAACCGCUUAAACAUUGGCUGAGAGCCGUUGAAAAUCGAUGGAAGGAGGUGGAGGAGCGGGCAGCAGAGCGCGAAUCGAACCUUUUGAACCAGCAACAACAAGAAAAGGAACGCGAAGAGGCUCUCUUUGAACUGCUAGAAUUUGUUGCCCAUAAGCGGGAAGAACUAAAUCGAAUGCUUGCGCAGGCACUCCCACAGGAUCUCGAAGCGAUGCGUAAGGCGCAGCGCACCUACGAGGAGUUCGAUUUCGAACUACGUGAGAGGCAGGCAGAUGUCGACGGAGCGGUAAAACUCAACAAAAAGGGCAAGAGCAAUGCCGCUGCUGGAAAGCUUUCUGACGAAUGGAAACAGUUGUGGCUGGAUUCGAUCGGUCACCAGACAGCCUUAGAAGGCCAACGUCAACUACUGGAGGAAAUGCGUCGAUUAGAAGGAUGGCGAUGGGAGAUGUGGAAGGAGCAGUACGUGGACUGGAAUGAUCAUCGAAAGGCUCGUGUUUCCGAUUUAUUCCGUCGCUAUGAUCGCUCCCAUACGGGUAACAUCCCACGGGAUGUGUUUAUAGAUGCGGUUCUUGCUUCCAAAUUCCCUACAUCGCGUCUAGAAAUGAACAAGGUAGCGGAUCUUUUCGACAAAGGGGAUGGUCUGAUCAACUCGAAAGAGUUCAUUGAUGCGCUUCGUUUUGAUCGAAGUGUAAGUCUGUUUCCUUUAUUUCCAUUGCAGACCGUAAUUCGUGAGAAAGUAUAA
This is a messenger RNA of Cooperia oncophora, 1590 nucleotides long. Lineage: Eukaryota; Metazoa; Nematoda; Chromadorea; Rhabditida; Trichostrongylidae. The record is from the annotation of a GenBank genome assembly.